GUAACCAUGGACAACGAAUGCGAUUGCUCUUCCCGCACGAGGGGAGUGAGCAAGGCACCAAUUCCCAUUGGCGACUACGAUACGUCCUCAAGUCCAACGUUAUCAGCAUCAUCAUGCAAAAAGUACACGCACUGCCAAAAAACAGAGGUUAGCCCUUCACCUAAGCAGUCGAAUUCAUCAACUACUUCGGGGGCUUCUUACUUUCGCUGCAAUGAAUCAGAUCAUUACUAUAGUGACUUAGACUUAACUUGUAUUCCACACCUAUCUUCAUAUCAUAGGUCGCUUUAUUUGCAUAAGAAACACACGUUGUGGGCGGAGGCUCUAAACAUUCCUCGGCGAAUCUCAAGUCUAGCCUUCGGAUCAUCAUUGAAUAACAUGGAGAAAGUGUGUUCGACUUCGCGGUAUCUUUCUGCUUCACCUGGGGCUUCGGAUUCAUCAAGAUCCUCGUCUAGACUUGACGACGGUGGCAAGCGUCUUGAAUACGUGCAGAAAGUACUAGAAGAUAUCCGAACAUGGCACAAAGAGGUUUCCGUGUCAAUUUCGAAAUCACGUUCUGCGACUCACCAAAAUUGCCACCAGGACAAUUUUGACAUAGUUCCAACACAAAUUCAUAAACAACAGACCCAUCCUACUAUUAGCGCAUUUAUGGAUCCUCUACAGCAGAAUAUUUCGUGGACUCAAGUCUUCAAUAGGGACCAUCCAACCUCUCGAAGAUACACUUCUAAAUCACUUUGUCCUGAGUCCAAUCAUUCUACUCUCUGGAAAAUUGAUCCCAUUCCCUCCAGUAUCUAUAAAUCGAAGCGGAUGCAAUUUACUGGGACCAAAAGAAGUCCUAGGCCAGUCCCUCGUCCGAGAACAUCGAGUCUUCGUGCCACCAUAACCCCAAGACGGAGGAAUGCCAUCCGAGGGCGGAUUCUUCCAAAGCCAGUUUCUAUUGUCUAUCCAGCCAUGAAACAGCAUACAUAUCAACCACAAGAGACAGGGAUUGACCCUUGUAAUUCAGGCCUUGAUUGUUACUUCGAUUCCUACUGGGAUAAUGAAAGUUCUUUGGCCGGUACUCAAGAUGAUGGUAAAAUCGACGACACCGAUUCUCCUCCGACAGUCUUUGAACAAACGAAGCUCACCCUCAAUACGCGAGACCAGUCAUAUAAAGAUAUAGGCUACCAAGGUCACAAAGACGGAAUUUCUCAUAGCGAUACUGUCGUUAGGCUUUCAGCAAGACAUUCAAGUCUGCAAGCUAGCGAAUCCAUUCUCAAAACGCCUUUUUUACUAGAAAACGAGGAAGAGAGAGCUAGACAGCAUAUUGCACUUGUGCACUCGGCGUUGCGAAAUUUGGUACCAUUUGAAAUCUCAGAUUACCUAUACAGAAUUUCGCAAUCGUCGGAAAUUUGUAAUAGUUCUGAGGAGACUUUUCUAAACAGCUUCUCAGACACGGCACCGCAAUAUAUCAGGUCUAAUUCAACUUUCCAGUCUUCUGAGAGCCGUAGGCAGGAUAGAGAUUCAGAACCUGGCAUUGGUUUCUCAUUCAAGAGAACUUCAAAUGAACAUUCUCCCUUGCAGCCUCCGUAUACAAACGAUAUCCCAAAUGCAUGGGCUCCAGGCACAGCCAUCUGAUGACAGACCUUCGCCACACCCAAGACCUAGUCAAAACUACGCCGCCAUCCUCAUUCAACAAUAUUACAUUCCCUCUUUUCAACAAUUACUAACCCUCA
Botrytis cinerea B05.10 is the source of this 1712-nucleotide messenger RNA. It is a transcript of the gene Bcncb2, whose product is annotated as Bcncb2. Bases 7 to 1614 code for a protein of 535 amino acids. NCBI's taxonomy places the organism in Eukaryota, Fungi, Ascomycota, Leotiomycetes, Helotiales, Sclerotiniaceae. The record is from RefSeq and is a predicted model, not a curated record. Gene Ontology annotation, molecular function: protein heterodimerization activity; core promoter sequence-specific DNA binding; TBP-class protein binding. Gene Ontology annotation, biological process: negative regulation of transcription by RNA polymerase II; RNA polymerase II preinitiation complex assembly; chromatin remodeling. Gene Ontology annotation, cellular component: negative cofactor 2 complex. The transcript has a single exon.